Molecule: messenger RNA, 534 nt
Organism: Neolamprologus brichardi
Lineage: Eukaryota; Metazoa; Chordata; Actinopteri; Cichliformes; Cichlidae
Source: RefSeq, a predicted model, not a curated record
AUGUCAGCCGGGACAGUGGUCAUCGCAGGAGGAAUUUUGGCUACAGUCAUCUUACUGACGAUCGUCGCUGUGCUGUGUUUAUGUAGGUUGCAGUAUUACUGCUGUAAGAGGGAGGAGUCUGAGAAGGGGGAAGAGGAGGAACCCGAGCUCGCCACCAUGUCGCCAUCUCGCCCCCUGGCUCUGUCGGCUCCUCCUACGCCUCCGACGCCAGAGCAAUACAGUGACGACCCCGAGACGUACCCUCCCACUUUCCUCACUGAAGCCAACGGCCCCGUCAGCUACUCGCCUCCGCCGCCACGCAGGUGCUAUCGCUCGCAUGCCUUCUGCCCUUCCUGUGCCCGCUGCUCACUGCCCUUCUACCUGCAGCACCCAGAGAGGCUGUGCAAUGGCGGUCGCAGGAUCAGCUACAGGACUGUGCAGCAGCAGGACAUGGAGUUGCCCAUGGACUUGGCCAGCUUCUACCAGAAGCUGAACCUCAUCCGCCAGGUCACCAUGAAGGAAGUAGUCACCCACAGCGUCAGCACCGACGUUUAG